AUGCGAAAUGAAAUCAGUUAUACUCAACAAAUAUUAUUUAGACUUGAGCAUGAAUUACGUGAUUAUGAACAACAAUAUCGUGCAUCAGAUGAGAAAAUUCUUCAGAAAAAAGAAAUUAUUUCUGCAACUCGAAAAAAUUAUGAAGAUUUAGAAUUUCAAUUAAUGGAAUUAGAAACACGUUGUGAAUCUGAACUUGAGCAAAGUGAAGAACAUUUUCGAAAUGAACAAAAACUUGUUACACAAAAUGCAAAAAUGCGACAAAAUACUUUACGUGAACUUGAUCAUCAACAAUAUAUAGCUUUACAUCAAGCAACAAUGGAAAAAGAUAAACUUGAACGUGAAAAACAAAAACUUCAAUUAAUUUAUAAACAGAAAAAAAUUGAAGCAAAUGAAUUCGAACGAAAAAUACAUGAUAUAUGGUCCAAUAAUAAUAAUACUAUCCAUCAAUCAACUCCAUUACAUCUAUAUAGAUCAUUAAAUUAUCAAGAUGAAUUAUCUACAUCAAAAACGGGAAAAACUGAUGAUUUAAAUGAAAUGAUGAAUAAAAUUAAAUUCGAAAAAAAACCUCAUCAUGAACCACAAUUACGUGAACGGUUUGAGGAGAAUAUAAAUCGUGUUGAAUGCGAACAAAAAUCAACUAAUGAUUAUCAAGUUAAAUUACGUGAAAAAACUCGUGCACAAGAACGUCCAUUAACACGUUAUUUACCAAUACGUUCAGCUGAUUUUGAUCUUCGUGCACAUAUUGAAGGUGCUGGUCAUAUUUUAAAUUCAUCACACAUAUCUCUAACAUCAACAACAUGUCGUGGUUAUCUUCAUAAAAUGGGUGGAAUUAAAUUUAAAACAUGGAAUCGUCGUUGGUUUGUAUUUGAUCGUGAACGUCGUUCACUAUCAUAUUAUCAUGAUAAAAAUGAACUAAAAUUACGUGGUUGUAUUUAUUUUCAAUCAAUUCUUGAAGUUUAUAUUGAUCAAUUACAAUCAAUAUCUUUACGAUCACCUGAACCACGUGAAGCAACAUUUAUCGUUAAAACAAUUCAACGACCUUAUUAUUUAGUUGCACCGACAAUUGAAUUAAUGCGUAUAUGGAUUGAUGUUAUUAUAACGGGUGCUGAAGGAGGAAAUACAUUUGCUAAUGCUUAA
Messenger RNA from Adineta steineri, 1137 nucleotides. The record is from the annotation of a GenBank genome assembly. NCBI's taxonomy places the organism in Eukaryota, Metazoa, Rotifera, Eurotatoria, Adinetida, Adinetidae.